CUACUGUCGUAAAACAUGACUCAUUUUACGACAAGUUAUCUCUUCUGGUCCUUUCCGACUGUUUGUGUUGCAUUGCUAGCAUCAGGUGUAGCGAUGAUGAUGAUGGCACGUUUUGUCAAUAAGUAACCAGGAGUUACAUCGUCAGAGAUGGACCCGGUUGUGCUGAGUUAUCAGGACAGCUUGCUGAGGCGAUCGGACGUUUCCCUGCUGGAAGGCCCCCGCUGGCUCAACGACCAGGUGAUCGGCUUUGCCUUCGAGUACUUCGCUGUGGAGCGCUUUAAGAGCCUGGGUGACGCCGUCUGCUUCAUCAGUCCCGAGGUCACCCAGUUCAUUAAGUGUGCAUCAUGCCAGGAGGAGCUGUCUGUCUUCUUAGAGCCACUGAGGCUAGUUUCGCGUCGCUGGAUCUUUCUUGCCGUCAACGAUAACUCCAACCAGGCGGCCGGCGGCUCACACUGGAGCCUGCUGCUUUACCAACGUGACGCUGGUCAUUUCUCUCACUACGACUCACAGAGUGGAGGCAAUGCCACACACGCUCGGCGCAUCGCUGCCAAGCUCCAGGCGUUCCUGGGCGCCGGGACUGAACUGGUCUUUGUGGAAGAGCCGUGUCCAUCGCAGCAGAAUAGCUACGACUGUGGCAUGUAUGUCAUCUGUAUCGCUGAGGCUCUGUGCGAAAGCGUUCGAGCCGGAGGCCGCGCUCGGCUUCCGACGAACACCGUCACGCCCACGUACAUCACCAGGAAGCGGACAGAAUGGCACUCGCUGAUCCAAAGACUCGCAAAGGACUAGAAGGACAUGCAUCCUCUGACAUGUCGCUAAUAAAUAAAGUCAGUACUUACAGCAAUCUUAAUUCAGUUCAACAACAGUCAGUAGCUGGAGGUUUAAUCAGCAUGCGUUACAUAUUAACAGCAACUCAACUGCGCAUGUGCUACACUCAUUCUCUCACCAUUUAUCAGGGUUUACUUGAUGAUCGUUAUGUUAUGAAUAACACAUCUGUGCAGUUGGAGGAAAAUAAUGAUGGGAGGGUAACGAUAAAUUCCUUCAUAUAGAGCCACAUCACAACACACAGUCGUGGAUUAUUCUCAAAGAACAGCACAUUCUGAAGUGUUUACUUUCUCUUUUCUUGUUACUACAGAAAUUUGCCAGUGACUGAAUUUGUUAUUGAUUAAAGAAUGAGUUUAAUAACCUGUUUAUAGACACGGCAGGACAUCUCUUUAUACAACUACAACAAGUCUUCAGUUACGUUACAACAGCUGGUAUCGCAGUGACGAAUUCUCCGAUCAGAAGGUUUUGAUUCAGUUUCUAUAACAGCAGAUAUGACAGUAGGUUCAUCUGUGACAUAAUCAACAGGUCAUGAGUUCAAAUCCUACCACAACCAAGCUGCCCCUUUUCUGGGCCCUUAACCCUCAAUGCUGUAAAUGUUUUUAAUAAUGUUCAAUGUUCAUUCAUAAUGCCACAUCUACAGCUAGUAUUAACAAAUGAUUAUUUUAUUUUAUUUAUUUUUAUUUUUUUAUUUUAUUUUAUUGUAAGAGAAUUUUUUAUUCUGGUGCCACAAUCUUUUUUGCAAGGAGACAUUUAUUUAUAUAUAUAUAUAUAUAUAUAUAUAUAUAUAUAUAUAUAUAUAUAUAUAUAUAUAUAUAUAAUAUAUAUUUUUUUUUUGUUGUGGAAAGUCUCCAGUGGUGGUUUUUUUUUUGUUAUUUGUUUUUGAGGCUUUGAGACAGAACACAGGAGAGACUGGUGAAGGAACCAGUGUUUAUAGCUACUAUGAGAUAAGUAAUAACAGAAAUGUUGUUUAAAAAAAGUAGCUAAAAGGUUCAAAAUUCUGCUGCAUUGUUUACUGACUAAUUAAUCCGUAAUUCAUUUACUGAUUAAUUCAAAAAUCGUGAUCGUUGACAAAUCGCUGUGGUAAGAGCAGAAUAACACACUUCGUGUUGUGCAGUUAUGGGAAAAUAAUCAUCUUCACUGAGGUAACAGAUUAGUUUCACAGCCCUUUGUGUAUUAUAUCGUACCUAAAGCUUACUUACAUUCAAAGAGAGGUUCGGUUAGGAACUCUUUUUUUUAUUUUAUUAUAUAAUUUUUUUUUUAAUUUUUAUAAUUUUCCCAUCAGUAGAAAUAGAGCUUCAGCAUAAAGUGUGACAUUUGUUUACUGACAAACUUAAGAGAUUUUCAGUUUAGACAAAAAGGACACGAAGGUGCUAGUGUUUAACAAGCCACAAUACAGUAACACCAAUGCGUGUAAAGUGUAAUCAUCAGAACACACACACACACACACACACACAGACACGUCAGAGGAAACUUGAAAUAAAUUCAGCACAAGUGAAUGUAAAUGAGUGAGAUGAAUGUAACGAGACUCGUUUACGAGAUUUUCCGCUCAGGGUCAUUUAAAGCUGACAAUAAACAAGAAAGAAUGUGAA
This is a messenger RNA of Tachysurus vachellii, 2411 nucleotides long. It is a transcript of the gene senp8, whose product is annotated as SUMO peptidase family member, NEDD8 specific. Lineage: Eukaryota; Metazoa; Chordata; Actinopteri; Siluriformes; Bagridae. Gene Ontology annotation, biological process: proteolysis. The transcript is spliced from 2 exons. Gene Ontology annotation, molecular function: deNEDDylase activity; cysteine-type peptidase activity. Bases 148 to 786 code for a protein of 212 amino acids. The record is from RefSeq and is a predicted model, not a curated record.